Polychytrium aggregatum is the source of this 787-nucleotide messenger RNA. RefSeq lists its product as uncharacterized. NCBI's taxonomy places the organism in Eukaryota, Fungi, Chytridiomycota, Chytridiomycetes, Polychytriales. The record is from RefSeq and is a predicted model, not a curated record. The transcript has 2 exons. Bases 68 to 469 code for a protein of 133 amino acids.
CCUCGGUUUGCUCGACGGCCGCAACGGCGCAAUCUCAGCCUCGAUCUCGACCUUGAAUGUGCCGGCUAUGUUUGGUCGCUCUCAACCCCCUACCAAGAGCCCACCGACCGGCCUGUUCCAGGGACUCGUCAAGAUCGUCCUCAAUGUUCCGCUCUCGUGGGGCGGCAGGCCCGUAAAAGCAAGAUCAUCGUAUUUCCGGAUGCUGACGAGCACCCGAGUCAGCAACGCCCUCAUAUUUAACGGUUUCGGACCUCAUAUGCCCUUGGCUCUUUUUCUUGUCGUCAAUUCCAUUUGCCUCGCCGGACUGAUCAUUGCCGAAAAGAGCGAACAUAUCCCGAUGUACGCCGCAGUGCUUACCGGCCUGGCGGUGGUCAUGGCCCUGGUGUUUAGCUGCUUGCCGCGCUCCAGCCACAAGGCAUCCUCGGCCGGUGGCAGUAGCUGGUCGAUCUCGUCCUCCCAGAAGCGCUAGUUGCCCAAAAAUGCAUUCGGCAAUCGAAUCGGAUGUCUGCGGUCGACAUCCGGUAUCAGCACACAGCUCCCAAAUCGAACAGGUGGCGGGGGCAUCCGCACUGCCUCCUCCCCCCGUUGUGGCAUCAAUCGUCACUUCCUCUUUCUGGAUCUUGAGCAAUCGCCCGUCAACCUACUGGAAGCAGGGCGGGGACAUGUCUCCCACUCUCCUGUCGCCUGGGCCGCCUCAACUCUUCCAGUGGCUCCGCCGUGUGGGUACAAUUUUGACCACCCACUUUGCCUGCUCAUGGAAACCCACUCAUGCUACCCACUGCAAGUA